Messenger RNA from Vitis riparia (riverbank grape), 1201 nucleotides. RefSeq lists its product as uncharacterized. The record is from RefSeq and is a predicted model, not a curated record. Gene Ontology annotation, molecular function: protein-containing complex binding. The transcript has 7 exons. Gene Ontology annotation, cellular component: mitochondrion. NCBI's taxonomy places the organism in Eukaryota, Viridiplantae, Streptophyta, Magnoliopsida, Vitales, Vitaceae. The coding region runs from base 49 to 927 and encodes 292 amino acids.
CGGAGAUAUAGGACCGGCAGCGGAGCUUUGGUUAUUGGCCGUACAAGCAUGUUGUCUCUGUCGUCAAUCUCUCCUCUCAAAACCUCUCCCUGUCGCACCCAUUUUCCGCUUCCUUCUCACCACCGCUUUUGCAGGUUUGGUGUAAGAAGCAGUUAUGCAGAAGCAGGGGUAAAGGGUGACUCAAAAUCUGCGACUAUAGAUGUCGAGGCUGAUGUCAAGUCUGAACGGGUUGUAGUCUUAGGGGGCAAUGGUUUUGUUGGUUCUGCGAUAUGCAAGGCUGCAGUAUCCAAGGGGAUAGAGGUCACAAGCCUAAGCAGAUCAGGCCGUCCUUCUCAAUCAAGUUCAUGGGUUGAUCAGGUUAAUUGGGUAACAGGGGAUGUUUUCUAUGUAAAUUGGGAUGAAGUGCUUGUUGGGGCAACUGCAGUUGUUUCAACCCUGGGAGGUUUUGGUAGUGAGGAGCAAAUGAAAAGAAUUAAUGGCGAGGCAAAUGUUUUGGCAGUGGGUGCUGCAAAGGAUUAUGGAGUUCCUAAGUUUAUCUUGAUCUCAGUGCAUGAUUACAAUCUACCACAAUUUUUACUUGAGUCUGGAUACUUCACGGGAAAGAGGAAAGCAGAAUCAGAGGUUCUCUCCAAAUAUCCAAACUCAGGUGUCGUACUAAGACCAGGCUUCAUAUAUGGGAAAAGGAGGGUGGAUGGCUUUGAGAUUCCUCUGGAUUUGAUAGGGGAACCACUGGAGAGAAUCCUGCGUGCUACAGAAAACCUCACCAGACCUUUGAGUGCUCUUCCAGCAUCUGAUCUAAUACUAGCCCCGCCCGUUAGUGUUGAUGAUGUUGCACUUGCCGCGGUUAAUGCAAUCACAGAUGAUGAUUUCUUUGGCAUUUUCACAAUUGAACAGAUCAAGGAAGCUGCUGCAAAAGUGAGUGUGUGAUUAUCUUCUCUAUACAGACUUUUACCAAGAUGAUAUUAUAGCUAUGGGUUUAAAUACCGAAUGUCUCUUGGCAUCAUUGAAAACAAACUAUUGGAGAAGACUUUGAAAUGCUUGCAGAAAGUUGCUUGCUUGUUGCAAAACCGAUAUUGACUCCAACAUGUUUCUUAUGUACAUACUUCAGCUUUCUCAGCUGAUCGUUACCUACUUGUAGUUAUGGAAAAUUUCCAUGACUCCUGUGAUUUGAUAAAAUUAAAAGGCCCUACCCUUGUAAGAA